AUGGCGGAGGGCGCAGAGACUCCCGGGAAGGGCGCCGUGAGCGCGCAGGAGGAGGAGCGCCGGGGGCGGUCGACUCGCGGCCGGUACCCAGCACGGACCCUGUCCGUCUCAGUCCGCGAGAAGGAGACUGUCGACUUGGGCGCUCGCGACGAGAGCGACAGAGGGCCGCAGCAGCUGACCCCCAGCCACCAGAAAGGAGACACGGGAGACAGGAGAGACAGGAGAGACAACGGAGACGAGCCUGCAGAGACAGCGGAGGCUCUCGAGUGCCGCGGCUCCGGCGCGGGAGAGGAGAGGGAUGCGGGGUCUCCGCAGGUCUCGGACAGCGAGGAAGGACGGGCAUCUUUCUCGGUUGAGCCGCCGUCGCACGGUUCGAGUGAACGAGCAGAUGAGAAAGAAGGAGACUCCGCAGCGCACGAAGACGACGAGACCCGCAAAGCCCGGCGAGAGCGGAAGCGGGAGAGGCGGAGACAAGAGACGCUGGCGGCGGAGGCGUCGAUCGAACAAGACGGACCCAAGAGAUACGCGUUUCGCGAGAAGAGACAGAAGCGCGAGCGCUUCGAGGCGGACAUCUUUGCGAAAAAGUCGUACACCGCAGUCCCCACGGGAUACCAGUUGUCCGCGGAGAUUCCGCCCGACCAGGUGCAGGGCCUGCAGCUCUUUGUGUACCGGAAGAAGAGAAGGGCGCGCGCGGGGUCGGCGCGUCCCGGCGGAGACGCGGGCGCGAACGGCGAAACGCGCGGCCUGGAGCCCAGAGACCGCCUCGAGAGUGUCUCCGUGACGGGGACGGUGUCGGACGCGGGCGACGCCGAAGACGAGGCGGUCGCGGCGGGGGUCCGGGAGGGUGUUUCGCGCGCCGGCUCGGCGGAGGAGGCGUCGAGAGACAGGAGACACCAAAAGCCGACGCGAAACGGUCCCGGCCGCCCCCGCAUCCACCCGCCUUCAGCGAGCCUGCUGGGGCAUCGGGGCAUGGGGGAGGCAGCACGGAGGGCGGGGCUCGGCAUGGGGGCUCUGAGGAGUUCGCAGAAUCAGAAGGAAGAGAGAAGAGCUCCCGUCCAGGACUUGGAAGGACGCAGAGAAGAAGAAAGCGCCGUGGGCCUCGACGCCAACAGAGGCGGUCUCCCGAAGAAGAGGACGGAGGCGCUGAAGGCCGCCAGCGAGAAGAAGAAACUGCCGAGCGACGGCAGCCGCGGGUUCAAACGGACGGUCGUGGCGGGGGGGAAGAAACGAGAUGGAAGGAGGAAACCAUCGGACGGAGAAGACGAAGAUGAAGAAAGCGAGGUGGCCGUCAUCAGCGAAGACAACGCGAGGAAAAUCCGCGAGCAAUUCUUCCAAGACGCUGCAGCCGUUGAAGAGUACCUACCGUUCGGCCUGUAUUACGGAGACAGCCUCGCAAGCGACACAGCCCUUCUGGAGCGACAGGAAGACACGCGAAAGGAACGUUACUUGGAGGCCAAGAAGGCCUUUCAGCGAGAAAUGUUCCAGCGGCUCUUCUUGGCGUCUGUGAUGAGGGAAGAAGGAGUAAAGGCUGAGCGCGCGAGGAGAGAAAACGAAGGAGCCGGGGUCAUCGCCACCUCCGAGGCCUCCUCUGCGCGAGCCCCCGCCCGAGCAGCAGAGAGAACAGAAGACGCAGAGAGGGGAGAGGAAACAGGGAGGGGAGAAGAAGCAGAGAUAACAGAAGAAGCAGAGGUGAAUGAAGAAGCGGAGAAGGGGAAAGCAUCCCAGGAGGCGGAAGAGGACGGAAGAGGAGUGAAGGUGGAGGGCGGCGAGUGCGCAUCAUCGGCGGAGAGUCGACCUCGAGAAACGUCCGAGAGACAGGGUUGUCGGGAGCGCGAGAAGGCCCUAGAGAGAUCAAGCAGCGCGGCUGGUGAUGUCGGAGACAGCUCACCGUCUCUGACUCGCCGGCGAGAGAGGCGACAAUCUAGUGUUGCGUCUCCAGCCUCUUCGUCUGCAGCCCAGGAGGGCCUGGCCGAUGAACGGGUCUUCUCGGUGUCGGCGGCCUGCCCUCGCGCUGUGAAAACGGAGGAACCUGCGGGCGGCGCCGCACUCACAGAUGGCGAGGCGCGGGACUCAUCUGCUUUGAGAGGGAAAGCCGCGAGUCGGGAGGCUUCCGACGGGGCGGCCGCGAAAGACGACGAAGCGUCUCGAAUGGAGGACGAAGCGACAGUAGUUGAAGUGCCAGGCGGUAGAAGCGGUGAGACGCCUGACGGCACAGCGUCGCGAGAAGAAAGAGACGCGAACAAGGAGAACAAGGCCGCGCAGCACUUGUGGGAGUACGCCCUCCUGCCUUUCCCUGCACAAGCCCCGACGGCAGAAGGAUUCUUUUCAGAAAUCCUCGCUCGCGAAACUGUCAAAGAAGACACCGAAACUCGAAGGCAGGCAACCAAGUCGCUCCAGGCCUCGGCGGCAAGUCUCUUGCAGGCGGCGGCGCGUCUCGCGGAGUCGAGGCCGUUCAUGAACAGCCUGGCUGCCUCCUUCUCUUCCUCGGGUCCGAGGUGGAGAGAAGAAGAGAAGGAAGACGCGAAGAGCGAGGAGCAGGAGAAAGAGAAGAAAGAGAAGCGCGAAGAGGAGCGAACGAAGGAAAGAGACAGGGGAGAGAAGGAAGAGAGCGGAGAACAGAAAACGCGCGCGUGUUCGAGAGAAGGUUUGAGAGUGGGCUCUCUCUUGUCUCCUCUGGAGGGGCGGGAGGCCUCGCGAGGCCCGGCGCCUGUGGGCCUCUUUGGGGCGGUGCAGGAAGACGCGAAGAAACUGAAGCCGGCAUUUUCGGCAGUGACAUCUUCUCUGUCGCGCCUGCUUCGAGUUCUCCCGCCCUCUGUGUUGCACGACAGCCUGCCGCCACGCAUGCGUCUCUCCUCCGGUGCCCUCGCCGCGCUCGCCAAGGAAGAGCGCGCAGGCAGAGGAGAAGAGCCGCAGACGAAGAGGGAGGAGGCGCAGGUCGCGCGUGGCGGCUCCGAGUCUUCGAAGGACGCGGAAGCGACAGAAGGAGACACCCAGAGAGAGGGCGAGAAAAGUCGUUGGGAGAGUCGGUCCCCUGGCCACCUCAGUUCAACGCCCGCGGCCUCGACUUUUGCGGUGGGUACUGCGGAAAAGGAGACCCGGACUCGCGAGGAGACAAAUGCCGAGGAGCCUGACGUUGCGCCGCCGCACCGGGGACGGCCAGGGAGCGCGCUGUCGGAGAAGCGGCUCUUCUUCGACUCAAACACCUUCGCGCAUGUGCCUCUCAGACAGCUCAGGUGCUGGGCCGCGCCGCCGGGCCUCCGGCCAGCUCGGCCUGUCUCCUGGCGCCGCGUCAGGGCCCUUCUGCGGGCUGCUGGGGCUCGACGGCUCGCGCGACUCCAAGCGGAGAGUCAGCGGCAGGGUGUGUUCUACGCGCCCGCGUCGGGCGAUUGGGAGGCGCUCAGCGUGAUUCAUCCCGUCGUCUCCUGGGAGGGGAACGAGGGACUCGAGGGCCUCAGACAUCCGGGCCUGCUCUUCGCUGAGGAGGGCGAGGAGACAGACUCCUGCGACUGCUCCGAUGACGAAGGCGUGGCGACAGCGGGGUCGGGCUGUACGAAGAAGAACAAGGACUCUGGGAGCCUUGCGGCGGAACUUCAGGCAGAUGCGCCGCGCGCGUCGCCGCCUGCGGGGGCCUCGUCGGGGCGCGGGGUCUCCUGGCGGGGCCUUGUCCUAGCCGAGGCGACCGGGAGUGCUGUCGGGUCCGCGCCGGAGCCCGGCGGCUCUUCUUCGGGCUCCAGCGGGGCUGCGCCUGCGGCUGGCGCGUCGCAUGCAAAGGCUGCAGUUCCUGCCUUGCCGGCGUCGCUCCCCGCCGCCGUUUGCCAGCCGUUCCUCGCGGCGCGCGCGACUCUCCAGGCCCGCCAGGAGGAGAAGCGCAUGGGCCUCCCUCCGCCGCUGCCGGUGCGACCUCACUGUCUCUCCGCGGACCUCGCGGCGGUUGCGAAGGCCCUUUGGAGCCCAACGGGCGGUUGCCACGUGGUCGGCUCGGCUGACCGGCACUGGCAGCGCGUCGAUCGGGUUCUGAACGCCUUUCACUUGUCGCAGGUCGCCCAGACCAAGGGAACGGCAAAGCCAGGGGAGACAGAGGAGAAGGGCGAGGACCGGCGCGAGACGAAGCCGGAGACCCUGCCUGCAUUCGACGCCAGCCUGUUGCCGGCGAACUUCAAAAACCUCUUGGAGCCUGUCCACUUCUUCCCUGCCGAGCAGGACCUCGAAGCCCAGGCGCGCCUCCUCGAGCAGGCCCGCGCGCUCGCCCGGGCCAACUCGCCCUCGCAGGGCGCCGCGACCGCGAAGGGCCCGAAGGCGGCUGGGUCCCGUGGGCCGGGAGACCCGCUGGGGUCGCCAACUGGCGGGGGCGACAGUUCCGGGAAGGCCAGCUCAAAGAAGCGACCUGGGCUCGACCCAUUCGGACCAGCGCUGAGUGAGGAGGAGCGGAAGGGCGAGCAGCGAUCCGCGGCUGGCCCGGGGGCCAGGGACGGCGCGGGAGAUGUCGAGGGGGCGCGGAAGGACAGCCAGGGCGGGUCUCAGGGCGGCGAGAAGAGCGGGUUGACGUGCUCAGCCGCGAGCCUCAAGAAACUGCAGACCGACGCGGCAAACAAUCCCGAAGUAGAGGCAGACAUUCGCCAGCUGCUCUUGUGGCGGUGGCGGAAGGAGAGCGCGUCGCCGGUGCUCUUCGGUCCCGGCGCGACCGCGCUCGAGCCCCAGGGCCCAGGGGACGAAGAGACGCCUCGCCCGGACACGGCGACGGAGAAGCCCGAGAGCGAGGAGGAGCGCGAGAACGGAGACGCGCGGGCCGAGGCCUGCGCAAAGACCCACGGGAAUGUGGAGGGCGGAAAGAAGCGCCUCUUGGCUGACGCGGAGAGAAAGGAAGAUCGAGACGGCCUGCGCGAAGAGGAGAGUGGAAAGAGAAGACGAAACGAAGAAGAACGCGGAAAGGAAGGGAAGCGUCUCUCGACCUCGGCGCGAGCGAGCGCGGGGCGACCUGGCGCCGACUGCGGCGCGCACGAUGGCGAUGAGACGCCCACAAGUCUGUCUGCAGCGACGACUGCCGCGCCGGGCUCGACUGUGGGGUCCGCGUCGGCGGAGGAGGGUGAGAAGGCCUUCGGAAGAGACAAGCCCGCAGGGACGGGACAGGGCGACUCCGGAGCGCGGCCGCGGAGAAGCGCGGCGCGCACUCGCCUCGCGGAAGUGUUGACGGCUGUCAAAGGGGGUAGCGGGCCAGGGAGUGGCGAGUCUGGUCCAGGAGGCACUCCGUCGGGGCCCGGGGCGUCGUCUGCGCCGUUUAGUGUUUCUUCUGCGUCGCAGCCUUUUGGAGCGCCUGCGUCUCCCGCGGAGGCGCUGGGGAGUUCGGGCUCCGCGUCGCCUGGAGCCUUGGGCGCCACGGGCGAGGGCGCGGUCGCAGUCGCGGUCGCCGCGCCGGGGACACCGCCGCUGAAGUGUCUCCUGCGUCUCCUGCGGCACUACCCGCUGAGCGUUCUCGCCCAGCGGCUCGGCGUGCACAGAAGCACAGUUGCGCGUUGGGCCAAGAUGUGGACGAGACAGCAAAUAGAGGAAGAGGGCGAGGAGGAUGGAGACGAGCUCGAGGGCCCGGUGGCGUCCUCCGCCUCCUCAGUGAGGGGUCUCGACGCGUGACGGAAAAGACAGUGCACAGGCGACAACUUUUGCGUGGUUGAGAGGAGCGACGGGUGGCAAGUUGAAGGAGGAGGUUUCGUGUGUUUGUUGCCACCAGUGUCAUGCCGUGUGGGGUUAAAGGAAGGAGAAAGAAAGCCUCUUUCUUUCUGUGAGCGACUGGGGAGAGACGCUUUGCAUGCGUAGGGUCGAAGAAGUGAGAGGCGAGGCGGAGAGAAGAGUCACCGGAAGCAAGUCGUUUCGUGAAAGACGAGUGAACGAAAGAGGGAUUCGUCGCGUUGGAGCCGAGCGCAUACAGGGGCAGUUUGUGUGGACCCGUUGAAAGAGAGGAAUCGACGAAAAAAAAGGAAACGAAGGAGACACUGGAGAAGAUUAAGGUUGUGGGUCACGCACUCUGAGGAGGAGAGCAAACGGCGCUACUGGAAGGGGGGGAGAGGGUGGGGGCAAACCAAUGAAAAAACGCGACCCUGGAAAGCGGAGAGAGACCGCGUCUUCUCGGAGGCUUUGCAGGUCUGUGUUCCGCUUUUUCUGAUCUGUGCCUCAAGCGACUGCGGAAGAGAGGCAAGUGCGGCGUGUGCUUUCGGCGUGGAAAAAGUCGACCUAAAGACGGAGACACACACAGGCGAAACCUGGGCAAGAUGCGACAGAUAGGCUUCCCAAAACAGCGCGAGAAAACAAAGCAGAGGGGCUUCUCCUUGACGCGCACCCUUCCCUGUCGCUCCUUUGCUGUCGAGUGUACGGACACUGCGCAUCUCAGUCGCUGCGGCUGUCCAGCCCCCAGGGGCGGCUCUGUGCUGUACAGACAGCGUGUGCAGAACGCAGCUUUCCGCUGCUGGCUUGGGAGCGGGCUCUCUCUGAAACAGCAAGUUCGGUCGCAGCACUUCUUCCGGGGACGUUUUCGAGUUCGACGUGGACGAAGACGGGUGGCGUGUCUGAUACAGUGUAUGUACACCCAAGCCGAGUGUGAAGUUGGCGCGCGGCGCCGUCGAAGUGGAUGUUUUGUGUCGCUACGUUUUUUCUCGCUUUUCGCUUUUCUCAGAGCUCUCGUUCUCGUCGUCUGUUUCGUUUCCCUGCUUUUUUCUUCAACUGCUUUUCUCGUCUGCGUACAGCACGCCGCGUGUAGGGGAACGCGUUUCGCGCUUUGUUG
This is a messenger RNA of Toxoplasma gondii ME49, 6769 nucleotides long. RefSeq lists its product as hypothetical. The record is from RefSeq and is a predicted model, not a curated record. The transcript has 5 exons. The coding region runs from base 1 to 5625 and encodes 1874 amino acids. NCBI's taxonomy places the organism in Eukaryota, Apicomplexa, Conoidasida, Eucoccidiorida, Sarcocystidae.